Molecule: messenger RNA, 1282 nt
Organism: Acaromyces ingoldii
Lineage: Eukaryota; Fungi; Basidiomycota; Exobasidiomycetes; Exobasidiales; Cryptobasidiaceae
Product: P-loop containing nucleoside triphosphate hydrolase protein
Exons: 2
Coding region: 125-844 (239 amino acids)
Biological process (GO): sister chromatid cohesion
Cellular component (GO): cohesin complex; nucleus
Molecular function (GO): DNA binding; ATP binding; ATP hydrolysis activity
Source: RefSeq, a predicted model, not a curated record
CCCCCCCGCGACGCGUCCUUGACGCGUCUUUGAAAUUGCUUUUCGGACGCACCCUUCUCAAGCCAACCAACCGCUACCCUUCAACAUCAACUUCGACGACAACGAGAGACGACGCGACGCCAAAAUGCCGCUCGUUCAGCUCGAGGUUGAAAAUUUCAAGAGCUACCGGGGCAAGCAGAUCCUCGGUCCCUUUGACAAGUUCACAGCAGUCAUUGGGCCCAAUGGAAGCGGCAAAAGCAACCUCAUGGACGCCAUCUCCUUUGUGCUGGGCGUCCGGAGUGCGCAGCUGCGCUCGACUCAGCUACGCGACCUCAUCUAUCGAGGAAGGAGGGCCGGUGAUGUUGAGGAUGACGAUGACGACGAAACAGCAGGAGAAGGAACGGCGAGCACGGCAAAUGUCACGGCCGUCUUUGAGGAUAGCACUGGGAGGCAGCAUCGCUUUCAGAGAAGCAUCACGGCGAACGGCUCGAGCGAGUACCGGCUCAAUGGCCGUGUGCUCAAUGCAUCGACGUAUAUCAGCAAGCUCCAGGGCUUCAACAUCCUCGUCAAGGCCAAGAACUUCCUCGUCUUCCAAGGCGACGUCGAGGCGAUUGCUUCUCAGAAUGCAAAAGAUCUCUGCAGGCUCGUCGAUCAGAUCAGCGGGUCGCUAGAGCACAAGGAUGCAUACGACACUGCCAAAGCGGCUCAGCAGAGGGCAGAGGAGAACUCGACGUUUGCUUAUCACAAGCGCAGAGGUAUCAACUCGGAGCUCAAGCAGUUCAAAGAGCAAAAGGGCGAGGCAGAGAAGUUUGAAAAGCUUCAGCUGGAAAGGGUGAGUCUGAAGACGAGCUGCAAUGGAGGAUGACGAUGAGGCUGACCGCUGUAUGCAUGCGCGUAGGAUGAACACGUCUUGCGUCACCUACUCUGGCGUCUCUAUCACAUCGAGCAAGGCAUCGAUACCCAUUCAGCUUACAUUGGCGAGCAGAACGCCAAAUUGCCAGAUCUUCGAAAGACACUGAGCGAAAAGGAGAAGGCCGUCGAGGAUGCGCGCAGGGAGCAGGCAAAGACGGCCAAGGAGCUCAUCAAGGAGCAAAGGUUGCUUAGCCGAAGAGAGAAGGAGCUCGAGGCGCAGCUGCCAGGCAUUGACGCUCUAGACGAGAAGAUCGCGCACGCCGAGCGCAAGGCGGCCAACGCCGAGAAGAUUUGCACGGCUGUGGAGCGCGACGUGGCCAAAUACCAGGCGUCCGUUGCAAGACUGGAGCUGGAUUACGAGCGGGCCAAGCAGGCUGCUGACCAGGCUGCA